GUUAGCCUCAUCGACUUACCCGGUGAACGACCCAGUAUAUGGUUAACUCCGUCAUGUAUAAUCAUAAGAGGACAUUAUAAAUAAUAUAUUCCUUCUACUAGUGGCAUCUUCCGAAUAUGCUGCGUGCUAGGGUUGACCUCCGCGGACCCUCGAUCUAGCGAUGGGGAGGAAAUGAUAAGAGAAAGGGGUAUAAAUACGUUGUUCGUGAACAACACAUCGCUAACUCUACUAGCAACAUCUCACAACGGCUAAAUCGCAACUAUUCGAAAAUCCUAUCAAUUCUAAGUUCUUCAACAACUAUAUCACUAUGAAAGAAGUAGUUAUCCAAAGCUCUCUCGAUGCAUUCGUGGUUAUCGAAUCUCCUAUUCCCACCCCGAGAGACAAAUAUGUUGUCGUCAAGGUCAUUGUCUCCGGAAUGAACCCAAAGGACUGGAAAUAUCCUUACUGGAGCGGGAAACCUGUGAACAGCGGCGAUGACAUCGCUGGAAUCGUUCACUCCGUCGGCAAGGAUGUCUACGAGUUCAAGCCAGGUGACCGCGUGGUAGCGUACCACGAAGUCAUGACAGCAAAUGGCAGCUUUGCAGAAUAUGCCGUAGCUCCAGACUGGACAACCUUCCAUCUUCCGCACAAUGUGUCCUUCGAGGAGGCUGCAACUAUUCCCACUGCCGCUCAUACUGCUAUGAUGGCUUUGUAUGUUAACUUGAAACUUCCUUCUCCUUUUGAGGAGAGGGGGUUUCCAGAAGGAAAGAAAGUGCCUUUCCUCAUAUACGGUAUCUCUUCGGCCUGCGGAGCAUUCGCUGCCCAACUCGCCCGACUGUCGGGUCUUGGUCCUAUCAUCGGAGUUGCUGGAAGAGCUAGUGACUUCGCAAAGACCUUAGCUGACCACGUCCUUGACUAUCGGAAGGGCGAGGAUGCAUUAGUCGCAGGUGUUGAAGAAAUCCUCGCCAAGGAAGGUCUGGGCAAUAAAGUUCCUUUUAUUUUCGACGCAAUCAGUGAGGGCGAGUCGUUCGAAGUAACUACUCGGGUUGUUGACCCUAAUGGCGGCAGCAUCGCCACCGUAAUGCCUUUCCAGUAUUUCGCGAACACUCGGGAAGAUUUCAAGUUCCCGGAUGGCGUAGAAGUUUCCAACACCGUUGUUCCCAAGGUCUUCUCGACCCAUAAGGACCUCGGGUUUAUCUGGUCUAGAUAUUUCGGGCGUCUAUUGGAAGCUGGAAAGUUGAAGGGACACCCGUAUGAGGUUAUUCCAGGAGGGUUAAAUAGUGUUCUGACAGGCUUGAAUAAGCUAAAAGAUGGACAGGCUAGUGGGGUGAAAUAUGUCUACAGGAUUGAGGAAUCUGGAGAUGUCACUACUGGGUUGCAUAAGUUGGAUCCUGCCCUGGUUUCUCACAAGAAUUCCCGGAGGGUUGAAGAGUUCUUCAAGUUCAAGCUUCCUUAUUGACACUCGACGAUAGUACUACGCGAGGGAUGCGGAUACUUCUAGUCACGCUCAUACCUUAAGUAUUCCACAUUAACAAUAUUAUAUCGCAGC
Molecule: messenger RNA, 1528 nt
Organism: Daldinia decipiens
Lineage: Eukaryota; Fungi; Ascomycota; Sordariomycetes; Xylariales; Hypoxylaceae
Product: GroES-like protein
Exons: 2
Coding region: 308-1438 (376 amino acids)
Molecular function (GO): oxidoreductase activity, acting on NAD(P)H
Source: RefSeq, a predicted model, not a curated record